GGACUGAAAACCAAGUGAGGAGGUGAAGGAAUGCACUGUAGUACACCAGGCAACAUAAAUGUAGACACUGCAAAUGGAUCCUGACCAUCACUCUCGGAAUAUCUACACAACUGUGGGAAGAUAUCCCGUCCCUUCGCAGCAUUGCUUAACGCAGAGAAGCUUGGACAGUGAAACCAUUAUCUGGAAAUUGGUUGAGUCAGAGAAGCUUUGACAUAUCAUCAGAUCUGAAACUGAUCAGUGGUGUGGAGCCUUCCAUCAGAACCAACCUUUCUGAAGGUUCGGCUGUGGGUGAUCGGUCAGGGUGAGGCUGGGAAGAAGUGAGUGAGUCCAAGUGUGGUGAGAGCUUCAAUCAUUCAUUGAGCCUCAUGAACCACUGACUCAUUCCUACAGGGGAGAGGCUGUUCAAGUCUGAGGUGUGUGAAGAGUACUCCACGAGCUCAAAGGAUCUCCUCACGCCCAAAGUGCAUCUGCUGAACACACUCAUGGAAGAGAAACUUUUCAAGUGUGAGAUGUGCGACCAAGAUUUCAUGCAGUUUUCAAUGCUCAUGCAACACCGAAGUAUCCACAACCUGGUGAAGCCAUUCACUUGUGAAGUUUGCAACAAAUCAUUUUCGCAGUCAUCGCACCUCCGCACACAUCGAUACAUUCAUACAGGAGAGAAACCAUUCAGGUGUGAAGUUUGUGAUAAAGCUUUCACAACAUCUACAACUCUCCUGACUCACCAACGUCUUCACACAGGAGAGAAACCCUUCAGCUGUGAGAUGUGUGAUAAAUCAUUCUCACAGUCAUCACAACUCCGCACACAUCGAUAUGUUCAUACAGGGGAGAAACCUUUCAAAUGUGAAGUUUGUGAUAAAGCUUUUGCGACAUCUACAAUCCUCCUGACUCACCAACGCAUUCACACAGGAGAGAAACCCUUCAGGUGUGAGGUGUGUGACAAAUCAUUUUUACACUCAUCUCAACUUUGUGUACACCAACGUGUUCACACUGGGGAGAAACCGUUCACAUGCAAGUUCUGUAACAAAUCAUUCUCACGUUUAUCAAACUUCAGCCUCCACCAACGUAUUCACACAGGGGAGAAGCCAUUCACGUGUGAAUUGUGUGACAAAUCAUUCUCACGUUCAUCACACCUCCGCUUGCACCAACGCUUUCACACUGGGGAGAAGCCAUUCAAGUGUGAGUUCUGUGACAAAUCAUUCACUCAGUCGUCGAACCUCCGUACACACCAACGCAUUCACACUGGGGAGAAGCCAUUCACGUGCGAGUUCUGUGACAAAUCAUUCUCACAUUCAUCACACCUCCGCCUCCACCAACGCAUUCACACCGGGGAAAAACCAUUCACUUGUGAGGUGUGUAACAAGUCGUUCUCACGCUCAUCCCGUCUCCUCAAUCACCAACGCAUACACACAGGGGACAAACCAUUCACAUGCAGCUUGUGUAAUAAGUCAUUUUCACGGUCGUCAACACUCCUCACCCACCAACGCAUUCACACUGGAGAGAAACCGUACACAUGCAAGGUAUGCGACAAAUCAUUCUCAGACUCAUCGACCCUCCGUGUGCAUCGACGCAUUCACACUGGGGAGAAACCAUACACUUGCAAAAUGUGUGACAAAUCAUUCUCACAGUCAUCUAAACUCAGGAGACACCAGCGUUUGCACACAGGGGAGAGACCAUUCAGAUGUGAGGUUUGUGAGAAGACUUUCACUGACUCUUGUACUUUCUUGAGACACCAGAGGAUUCAUGAAGGGGAAAAACCCUUCAAAUGAGAGAUAUAUGACAAAGCCUUCGCUGGUUAUUGAGGUCUAUCAGAAGAUCCACGCUGGAAAGAAAGUCUUCACGUCCAAGGUUUCAACAAAGCUUUUGUGACAUCGUCAAGAUUCCUGAUACUGCACAUGAUUCACAUAGAGAGAAUAUGUGAGAUAUGUGACAAUUCCAUGUCACAUUUAACAAAACUUUGUGCACAUCAACAUUUCCACGAAGGAGAGAGGCUUGUCAUCUGAGUCUUGAGAUGUAUCAUUUAUGCAUUGAAUAAAUCUAUAAACACUCGAACACAUCCAUACAAGGGAAAAACUAGAUAAAUAUGAGGUGUUGAGAUAAAAGCUUGGCAGAUUUAAGAAGUCUGUUGCACGCCAGGCAAUCUACAGGGGAGAGACCCAUCAAAAUGAAGAUUUGGAAUCAAGCUUUUAAGAUGUCUAUAUGCCUCCCGAUAAACCAGAAGAUUCACACAGUGCAGAAACCCUUCAGGUUUGACGUGUAACGAAACCUUCAGACAGUUAUGAUACUCUGCAAAUACCAAAUUAUUGUUGUGUAAUGUGUGCACCAAAUCCUUCUUAAUGCCAUCUUAGCUCCUGCUCCAUCAGAGGAUCCAUAAAUGGGAGAAAGCUUUCAACUGCAAGAUUUGCAAUUAUGUUUUUGGGAGCUAGAACAGAUACAAUGGAUCAAAUGGCCUUCUUUUGUAAAGUAAAAUUCUAUGGUUCAUUAACUAUCCUGAGACAUCAAAAAUUUCACUCAGGAGAGAACCCCUUCAAACGCAAUGCUUGUGAAAAGCUUUAACGCAAACUCCCAUCUCCUGAAGCAUCAGAAUCCUGAAGAAUCCACUGAUGAGAAAUCAGUCAUGUACAAAAUGUGUGAAAGGCAUUUACAUCGUCUGUGUGUUUCCUGGUUGAUUACAUGAUUACUUUGUGUCUGUCUUCGCUGAGGAAGAUAUUAGAAAUCUCCCAGCAUUAGAAUCAAGGAAGAAUGUGGAAUUGAAUGAAAUUAGAAUUUGCAAUAAGUCUUUACUGGACAAAUUAAUGAUAAGUUACUAGGACCUUAUCGUCUAAUUCCAGAAUGUUGAAAACGGUAGCUAUUAUGAAGAAAGAUGUCUAACUUAUGCAAAUAUUAAUAUUGCUGAAAAGAUAUUUUGCGGAAGCUUUUCUUCUUGCACUUAUCAGGUCAAUUCUGAAGAAUAUCAGUUCAAGGGGAAAACAAAAAUUGAUACUGCAUGAGAGGAGAUUGCUUAUUGUUUGGCAAGUGCACUCACUUGGCAGACAUUGCCACCGAGUGUGCACCCAUUAAUGCUGGUUGACAAUUAACUGCCAGGUUUUAUUUUAAUUUCAAACCAUGUUGAUUCUGAUUGGUCAGGUCACUCCCAUGUGAAAUGAACCAGCAAAUGGCUACCACCUAUUUUGUUGAGUUGAAACACUUCAUGUACAUUUUAAUAUUGUGUUUGGAUGCUAAAGUUUACGAAGAAGCAGAGAUGAAUGUGGGUCUUUUCUACCAAGGUUUCUUUUAAAUAAAAUUAAGUUCAAUGUCCUUGCUCAGAAACCAUAUGGCUAUAGACAUGUAUAAUUUUUUAAUGGAAAACUGUUAAUGCUAUGAUGGUUUAUGACAAGUGGAUAACAUUGAAGGCUAUUGGUUUGUGACAGCUAGAUAAAUGUUUAAGAUUUGCUUAUUGUCAAUUCAGAAAAAUCAAGACGUGGAGGUGCCAAUGUUGGACGAGGGUGGAUGAAGUCAAAGUCACAUGACACCAGGUUACAGUUCAACAGGUUUAUUUGAAAUCUUCUGAAGCUGCUCCUUCAUUAGGUGAAGUCAAGGAUUGAUUUUAGUUUUCAAUACCAGCAAGUGAAAGUUUUCCUUUGGAGCAGUUUGUGGGGUCAGAAGCAAUUGUGGUUUCUCUCUUUAAAGGAGUUUAGAACAGUUCAAGAAAAGUACAAUCACAUCAGUACAACAGUGUAGUUUGUGCACCUUCCAAACCAGAUGUGUAAGUUAGACAUUUAGAAAGUUCAAGCUCUCAAUUCAAUGAGUAUUCAUAUUAGAAGAUUCAACAAUCCACAGGAAGGAAGCUGGGACAAUCAAUUAAGUCAGGCCUAAAGAUUUUAUACAGAACGCUCUGGACUUGGAUUGAUGGUAUUGGAAUUAAAUUGUGUCACAGAGCUGCACAGCACCGAAACAGAUGCUUUAGUCCAACUUAUCCAUGCUUACCAGAUAAUGUAAAUUAAUUUAGUCCCACUUGCCAGCAUUUGGCCCAUAUCCCUUCUUAUUCAUGUACCCAUCCAGAUGUGUAUUAAAUGUUGUAAUUGUACCAGCCUCCAGUACUUCCUCUCGCAGCUCACAUACCAAUCUUGUCCCAUGACCUCCCAAUUUGGCUGUAACCAAAAAAGGCAAACGUACCAAACACCUUCUUCACAAUCCUGUCUACCUGGGGCUCCACUUUCAAGGAACUAUGAACCUGCACUCCAAGGUCUCUUUGUUUAGCAAAGAGACCUACCAUUAAGUAUAUAAUGGUACCCAGGACUUACCAUUAAGUAUAUAAGUCCUGCCUUGAUUUGCCUUUCCAAAAUGCAGCACAUCACAUUUGGGAAUCAGUUUAGCUCAGUUGGCCGGAUUGUUGGUUUACAGAGCAGUGUGAUGCCAACAGCGUGGGUUCAAUUCCCAUCACUGGUUUGAGGUUAUUAUGAAGGACUCUCCUUCUCAACCCCUUCCCUCACCUGAGGUCUGGUGGAGGUCAGUUUAAAUCACCACCAGUCACUUCUCUCUAAUGAGAGAGCAGCCUCUAUGGUCUGGUAAGAUUAUGCGACACAACCUCACAUUUAUGUAGGUUAAACUCCAUCUGCCACUCCUAGGCCCGUUGGCCCAUCUGAUCAAAUCCCUUUGUACUCUGAGGUAACAUUCUUCGCUGUCCACUCCACAUCCAAUUUUAAUGCAAACUUCCUAACCAUACCUCCUAUGCUCAUAUCCAAAUCAUUUAUAUAAAUGAUGAAAAGCAGUGGACCCAGCACCGAUCCUUGUGACACUCCACUGAUUACAGGCCUCCAGUCUAGAAAGCAACCCUCCACCACCAGCUUCUGUCUUCUACCUCUGUAAACUUUGUGUUGCAGUGCAUUUUAAUUUUUUUUCUAGUUAUCUUCUACAUAUAGCUUGGUUUGUUUAGUUUUGUUCCAGCCUUUUGUGUAAUAAUCUUCAGUUUGUUAAAUAAACUUUGCAGUCUCA
Messenger RNA from Hemiscyllium ocellatum (epaulette shark), 4971 nucleotides. Its product is annotated as zinc finger protein 271-like. The transcript has 2 exons. The record is from RefSeq and is a predicted model, not a curated record. Bases 483 to 1766 code for a protein of 427 amino acids. Lineage: Eukaryota; Metazoa; Chordata; Chondrichthyes; Orectolobiformes; Hemiscylliidae.